Chiloscyllium plagiosum (whitespotted bambooshark) is the source of this 3874-nucleotide messenger RNA. The record is from RefSeq and is a predicted model, not a curated record. Lineage: Eukaryota; Metazoa; Chordata; Chondrichthyes; Orectolobiformes; Hemiscylliidae.
AGUGCAUUUGAACAACUCAGCUGUUUAUUUGCUGUAGAUUACUGUAGAACGGCUCUUCAAAAAUAGUUUUUGUUACAGCUUCUAAAUUUCUCCUGAAGGAAAGUUUAAUUAUGACGAUUUAGACGUGUGUUAAAGACACAUCUGACUUAAUCAGGUGAAUACUUUCAGCCUUCUUGGGAGUUAAUUAUUUCUGGACCAAAGGAAGACUAGAAAAUAUAAUCUUUCACUGACAAUGGAAAACAAAGAUGAAGCCAGUGAUUCUGAUAGUGGAGUAAUUCUGCAGUCAGGAUCUGACAGCCCUCAGUCACCAACGAAAGAUAAAUAUCAGUCUCUCAUCUCACGUAAGCAAAUGCUGGAAGAAACACUUGAACUUUAUUUGGAUGAACUGAAGAAGCUGUGUUUACGUGAAUCUGAGUUGACAGGAUAUUUGCCAAAAGAGUACCCAUUAGCAGAAGGGGAAAAGCCACCCACAGUCCGCCGCCGUAUAGGAACAGCCUUUGAGUUGGAUGAGAAGACAAUUACAGCUAAAGGAGAGGACUCCGAACUUGCCUCUCUGGAGAGGGACUUUGCCUUGCAGUUACAGUUUGUGGAGGCAGCCAAGCGACUAUCACAAGAAACAAAUCUAAGCAGGCAUAUAAGAAAACAAAGGAAACAUGACUGUGUAAAAGAACAAAAGAAACUAAAUGAUAUCAAAAAAGCUAUAAAUGAACGUCAAGAAAUGGCUGGUAGACAAACACUGCAGCCAUGUACUACAACCGAAGAAUUGAUUGCUUCUGAUGACAGUUCUCUAGAAGAUGAGAUGGGACAUCAUUGUAGCCAAAAUUCGUCAAGAGAAUUAUUGACAUCUGAGCAUGGGAUGCAAAGGAACCAAUCUUCGCUGCCUCCUCUGCAGCCCAAUAGGCCGACCCCACCUCAAACUCUGGAAGGGAUUAAUCCUGUCUUGUAUCAAUGGAGUGAUUAUGACAAAUCACCAGUCACAGACACAGCAUGGAUGGAGUCUAAUCUGGAUGAACCAUAUGAGAAAGUGAAAAGAAGCUCCUCUUUGAGUAGCAAGUCAAGCAGUCCAGCAGUGACUCCAUUGGAUUCUGGAUCAGGUGAUAUCAUGUCUUUACAACAUUUUGAAAUGAGGAACAAUCUAUUUCCAAAUCAAAAUUCAAUAAGUGCACCAUCAACCCCUGAACUACGAGGGCGCCUCCACCAUCAAACAGCAAGAUAUUUAGAUGUGAGCCGUUUCCCAGCACCUCCUGAUCAAAGAGGGCGCAGCAUGGUUCCCCAAAGAAGAUCAUCAAAUUAUGCAGUUAUUAUACCCGAUUUUCAUGCUACUGGAAUGAAAAACAGUGAUCAUUUACAUUUAAUGCCAUAUCCUUUGAGUGGGUAUGCCAGCUCAGAAUCCAAUAGCUCUGGAACGUCAACUCCAACAUAUAUUCCAACACCUCAUGAAUAUAAUGCAGCAGCAGCAAGGCAUUGGCAAGUCUAUAACUCGCCUGUAAACCUGGAAAUACCUAUGUUACACGGUAGUGGAUAUUAUCAUUGUAAUCCAAGCCAGUCAUUCUCCCACUAUCGAGCAGUUGAACGCACAGAAGGAAAUGCAAUGAAUCAAAUGUGGGAAAAGGAUCCAAAUCGACAAUAUUCCACUGUGCAAUACUCAAAUACUCCACUUUACAGAGAGUGCCAAUACAUUGAUGAGAAAAAUUCACCGACCGUGCAGCGAAUUACUCCAUCACACUGCAGGAUUGUAAGGACUCCUUCACUAAAGGAAUACCCCAACAGGGGCUUGCUGAGGGAGGUUGUGUCAGAGGAGCUACAGUCAUGGCAUGAGCGCACUAGGCAGAGGAAUGGGCGUCCUCGCUCGCUGGACAGACAAGGCGCCUUUCGAGGUCCACGUUCACAGAGCAGAGGUCGAGAGCAUUAUAUGUAUCGGCCAGCACACCCUAUUCAGAUAUAUGAAGGAACUAUGUAUAAUAAGGAAUUCAACAGAGGCACAUACCACGCUGGAUGAAAGAAUAUCCACAAAACCAAUGGUACAUGUCAGAAGAAUCGGAAGUUGCAAGCCAGUUUUAAAGACUAACUACUGCGAGUUGAAAUUCCUGAUCAUCUAAAUGAGCCAAUUUGUCGAUAACAGUUACAGGAACAAUCAUUCACCUUGGCGAAGAAAUACCAUACAGCAAAUCCAUCCAACUUGCAAUACUUACACAUGACCUAUAAGACUUACAUUUUGGCUUUCUGGAAUAAUGCAAAGAUCACAACCGAGAUUUACUCAAAAUGUUAAUAUCAUUUUUGUUUGAAUGAACUCAAUUGCCCAUCCACUGGACUGUCAAUGUUAAUCCCUCUGUAAUCAUGGUGCUAACUAUAUUGUACAGAGCUCUGAUAUAUUCAGCAAGUGGCACCUAACGUACACCUGCACAUGUUUUGUAAUUCAGACUCAGUACUUAUUGAUGCUUCUUAACAAUUAUUCUUAUUUAUAUUUCCUGUUUUUAAAACUUUAUUUACAAAGUUAUAAAGGCUAAUCAAUGACACAGUAUUUUCGUAAAGCAACUAUUCAUAAUAAGGAUAAAGAGCCAAAUAUAUUAAACGCAGUGAUGCAUUUCACAGAGUGUGAAACACAGAUUUAAUAGUAGUAAACUGAUGAAUAAAAUACUAGUGUAUCUACAAUGCUAAACAUUUCUAUUUCAGUAUAAAUUGAUGUACCAGUCCUGAAAUAGUAUUCAGGAACCUGAGUCUUCUGCAUUGCAUUAAGAUAUCACCAAAAAAAAAUGUUUUCUACUGAGAAUUGCUAUUAACCUCACAGCCUCCCUUCUUUCCAGUUUUUUCACCAUUCUUGACAAAAUCUGUUCUUGAAGUUAAGAGACAGAUUGACUGUUCCAUUAUUUUGACAGUAAUUAAUGUAAAAAUGAACUGAAAUAGAACAGUCAAGUCCCAUAGAGGGAUAGUCAAGAAAAUGGGAAUCAUCAAGUUGAUGAUGCAACUGUUAGGAGAGUGGUCAAAUGUUUUGUUAAAGUAAUAAGUUAUGAACAGAAUUUAACUUAGAGAAAUGAAAAAGGUAGGUUUAGGAAUGUAUAUUCCAUCAUAAGUUCUCACUUCAAGAAAGAAGCUAUGAGAAGAGAAAAUCAUAAGUAUAGCAAAGUUUAUCUCAGCUAAAAUCUGUUUAAUUAAGGACUCUAGUCCUGUGCUCCCAGCAGAUAAUAUGGUGUAGACAGUUGAAAGCACAGCUCCCCAUGGUAAGUAAAGGAGUGGUGAGUGGGAAUGGAAUUGGACAGAGACAGAAGUCUGAGAAUUUGGGGAAAGAGAAGGUUUCAAAGAUAGGGAAGAGUGACAUCAUGGAAGGAUUUAAACAAGAUGACAAUUUAUUGAUUUAUGACCGGAAAAAUAAUAAUUUGCUACUUACCAUAAUUUCACAAAGCAUUCUACAAUUACAAAUGGACUGGCCUAGAUGCCAAUUUAAAAUUGGUCCGAACCAAACUUUGGUGGUGGCAGUAAGUGGCACUAAGUGAUUUGUUGCUUCAGAGAGGUAGCACAGAUUUGACAGGCCAAAUGGCUGCAUUUGUGCUAUAACAAAUCUGCAAUUCCUUUCUCUAUCUUGCCUUUUUUUUUGCUCUCUCAUGGAAUACUGGCUGGGCCAGCAAUUAUUACCCAUUCCUACUGCCCUUGAGAAUAUUGUAGUAAGCUGCUUUUUGAACUGCUACAGUCCAUGUAAUGUAAAUAGAUCCAUAAUGCUGUUAGGGAGGUGGUUCUAGGAUUUUGACCCAGCGAUACUGGAGGAAUAGCGAUAUCAGGUUGGACAUCAAGUUAGUCAGUGGCUUAUAGGUGAACUUGCAGGUGGUGAUGUUCCCAUAUAUCUGCUGCCCUUGCUCUUUUAGCUGGAAGUGAUCAUGGG